AGGUGCGGUGCGGUGCGCUGCUGCUGCAGGGGAGCUCCGUCCACAGCCUGCAGUGCUGAUGUGCGGCUGCCUUAUUUGUCUUCUGGCAGCUCCACUUUCCACAUCUAAUUCCAUUUGCAAGUCCACAGAGGAAUUCAUUAAAGGGGGGGGCGACCUCCCUGCAGGCGGUAGGUGAAGCAGGCUAGGUACACUGUGCGUCUGUGAACUGAGAUGGGGAAGGUGCUAAUUCACUUCUAUCUACAUUGUUUCUGGAGAUGCAGGUGCCUACUGAGGAUGUCCUUUUACUGACUGGGUAGACGCAUUUAGGUUUCAGGAUGCGCUCCCUGAAGAAGACUGUGUUGCUCGCCAUCCUAGUGUCUGUGGUGCUGGUACUGGCCCUCCUCCAUUCGUGGCCCACUCGGGCUUACACUACAGUGGAUGUGUGGCAGCGACAGGGGCCAAUAGUAGAGAGGCAUCUAGGGGAGAGGCUCCCAGAACCAGACCACCGAUUAGGAAACAUACCCUUUCAUGUGAGGGACAAUGUGGCAAGCUUGUUGGCACGUAACGGAUGCGUAUGUGAGGGUGAGAGUGGAGGAGUAAACUUCCCCUUCGCCCAACUUCUGUUCCCACGGGUGUCAGCUCACCCGCUGCACACUGCCUUUGAGGCCUCUGAGCUGGAGGAAAUGAAGAGGAGACGGGCCAAAGAGUACAAGAGUUUCCAGGAGAGGUCACAGACACCUUCAGAUGUUCUCAUUAUCGCAGAGGCCAACAAUCCCCUACAGUAUCCAACACAGGGGGUUGAGGUACGGCCGCUGAGAACAAUCAUCAUCCCAGGCUUGGCCUUACACAGCCUUCCCAGAGACCACUACUCAAUAAACAUCAGUGCCGCGCUGGGAACGCUAAACGUGGCAGCAGAGGUGGACGGGAUCAAAAUCAAAGGGGAUGGCGAGAUGCACAUGAGUCUGUCAAGCAGCCACCUGUCCAACCUAAACCGACAACUGCAGUUUGUCACCUACACAAACACACUGUUCCACCCUAACACAGCAGACACAGUGCAGUUGGAGACAGAGGGGCAUCAAGCCAGCUUCAGUAUCAAGAUUCGUCAUGGUAUAACACCCAAACUAUAUAACACAGGAUCCAAAGGAGAGUACAACAUCAGUGCCCUCGUAACCAUAGCUACAAAGACUUUCCUGCGUUAUGAUAAGCUUCAAGAUCUUAUCAACAGCGUGAGAAGAUACUAUCCAACGGUCACUAUAGUAAUCACUGAUGACAGCGAAAACCCCCAAACCAUUUCGGGGCCUUACAUCGAACAUUACAUCAUGCCUUUUGGAAAGGGGUGGUUUGCUGGACGAAACCUGGCAGUCUCUCAGGUGACCACAAAGUAUGUGCUGUGGGUGGAUGAUGACUUCAUCUUCACAGCCAACACCAAGCUGGAAAAACUGGUGGAUGUUUUAGAGAGAACCACUCUGGAUCUGGUGGGUGGUGCAGUGCGGGAGGCCACAGGUUACACUGCCACCUACAGACAGACCAUCUCCAUUGAGUCAGGGAAGGAGGAUGGUGACUGUUUACACAUGAGGAGAGGAUUUCAUCACAUCAUCCAGGGCUUCCCUAACUGUGUUGUGACUGAUGGGGUCAUCAACUUCUUCCUAGCUCGUACCGACAAAGUCCAGCAGGUUGGCUUUGACCCGCGCCUUGCAAGGGUAGCUCACCUAGAGUUUUUCAUCGAUGGCCUGGGUUCUCUCCACGUGGGUUCUUGUGAUGAUGUUAUUGUCAACCAUGCAACCAAAAUCAAACUUCCCUGGGUCAGCCAAUCAGAGAGCGACAAGACUUACGCCAAGUUUCGUUACCCACCGGCGUCCUCUGAUGCCACACACACAAAAAACGGCCUCCUGUUCUUCAAGAACCGAUUUCAGUGUUUGACUCAUAAUUAGUUCCUCUUAACCCUGAGUGUUCCUCUGCUCCUCCUGAGUUGCCAAAGAAGUUCUCCUCCGCCCCGUCCUGUCAGAUAAGAUUUUAGAAACAUACUUUGGUUUGCCUUUUCUCAAAAAUCUUCACAAGAGGUUUCAGGCUUCAACAUAGAGAUGUUCCAUUAGAGCAGUUUUUAACAUGUUUAUUCGGUCAGUGUUAAAAAGAAAGUCCUGAUACACAGUAAAGAUCCAGAAGCUGGAUAGGACAAUCCAUUCUCUCUAGAGAGUUGAGAACGAGCUGUAAUAACAAACACAGACCUAGUUAUAUGAGAGCAUAAAUUGGAUUAAUUCGAGGCUUUUUGUUUGUCAAAUCUUAUCUGGAUUUACAUCCUUGAGUUGUUCUAACAGAGACUGAGCUUUGGGUAAACCAAACAGGUAGCAUCUUUACUGACUCACUUCAUUGUCAUUCUAGGCUAACGUGAGCAGAGGUUCAAGUGUCCACUUUCAAUUUGCACUAUCCAAAAACAAGACUGAGCUUGAAAAAGCAAUAGUGACAUCUCAUAGCCUGAGGACGACGGGAAACUUUACAGACAGUGGCAUUCCUGCAGAAACAGCGCAGUAUACUUUUUACAGAUGCCACAUGAAGAACGCAGUCAGAACCUUUCCACCUGUGGUACCUGCGCUCUGUGAUUGACUGGUCGUGCCGAAGGUUCGGCUGCUGGUUUUUGUGUGUUUUUAUCUCUUUGUGUCUUUGGUUUUGCUACCCCUCUUUACCCAGAAUGUGCCGUUUGUGAGCGAUCAAUUACAUCUAAGCAGGACAAACUUGCGAUCCCAUCACAUCUGGUGUUACCUGACCUGGGAGCAGCCUUGUUUUUUGUUGUAUGCUGUCUUAUACUUUGAACCACAAGAAGAACAGCGCUUCUGUCCAGUGUAUGCUGAUGAGAAACAAUGAUUCAUUACAUGCUAAAAACCCUAAAAAUAAAAGUGCAUGUUUAUUUUCCCUCAUUAUAAGAGAAGAAAUUAGGCAAAAAACAAGCAUAUUGAGACAGAAUUAAUGAAAGUUUGGUGAUAAAUUAACAUCCUAAAAAAAAGUGAGUAGUCAGAGCAUGAGAGGGAAAUUGAGAGAGACAAAGUAAAUGAGAGACGUUAGACGAAGUAUUUAUACUGACUCUUUGGAGAGUUACUGUAUGUCCGACUGACACUCAUGCCUGAAGUGAUGAUGCUGUUGUUAUAUACCAUGGCCUUAAGAUGGCACCCUUGUAUCACUAUAGUUUCCUAUUAUUCUUUUAAAGCCAGGUUAAGCGGUUUUCUGGAAAAGGC
Messenger RNA from Etheostoma cragini (Arkansas darter), 3206 nucleotides. It is a transcript of the gene b4galnt1b, whose product is annotated as beta-1,4-N-acetyl-galactosaminyl transferase 1b. The record is from RefSeq and is a predicted model, not a curated record. Gene Ontology annotation, cellular component: Golgi membrane. The transcript is spliced from 12 exons. NCBI's taxonomy places the organism in Eukaryota, Metazoa, Chordata, Actinopteri, Perciformes, Percidae. The coding region runs from base 315 to 1910 and encodes 531 amino acids. Gene Ontology annotation, molecular function: hexosyltransferase activity. Gene Ontology annotation, biological process: ganglioside biosynthetic process.